Messenger RNA from Pieris brassicae (large cabbage white), 2264 nucleotides. RefSeq names its product ubiquitin-like protein 3 (gene UBL3). Lineage: Eukaryota; Metazoa; Arthropoda; Insecta; Lepidoptera; Pieridae. The record is from RefSeq and is a predicted model, not a curated record. The transcript is spliced from 4 exons. The coding region runs from base 319 to 690 and encodes 123 amino acids.
ACGCAACCCUCGCCAAUCGCCAUUUUCCGUCAAGCUCAAUCAAGUCAGCUUCUUUCGCUGUGUUUGUGUUGUGUGUUGAAAAAUUACCAGUACCGAUGAAUAUCAAUGGGCAAUUGUGUUGAUUUCGAAGCCAAAUUAUGGCUAGCUUAUUGUGUAUGUGGCUCUAAUGCACCCUACAAUCAGUGAUGAUGGCCGAGUGAUUGAUAAAGUGAAGUGUUUUGUGUUGUAUGCUGAUCUGCCGCAGCAACAUUGAGUUCCUUUCUCUGGAUAUAUCGUCCAGACGACAUCGGAUCAUUUAAUCACAUUAAGAGUUACACCAUGUCGUCAAAAAAUAUCCCAGGAGAUAAGAUAAAUUUGCGGUUAAUACUUGUGUCUGGUAAGACCAAGGAGUUCGUAUUCAGUCCGGUGGAUUCAGCUGGCGACAUCGCUCUACACGUCUAUGACAAUUGGCCUGAAGCUGACUGGUCUUCGGAGUGCGUCUCCCGUGCAGAGAUUCUCCGACUCAUCUACCAGGGUCGCUUCCUGCACAGCUCAGUGACGCUGGGCGCGCUAGGUUUGCCACUCGGACGUACAACGGUCAUGCAUCUAGUGCCACGCGAACAUCUGCCCGAGCCCAAUUCGCAUGAUCAACGACAAAAGAGCAAAGGCGGUUCCAGCAGUUGCUGUUCGGCGUCAUGCUGCAUAUUGUAAUGAGAGACUCAAAUGUGUUCACAUUCAGUGGUUAAUCGGUCACGGCACUUGUGAUGUUUUUAAAAGACUCGCUUAUUUUAAGAGAUUGUCUUAGAUAAUUUCCUUUAGUUCAAUAAUUCGCUAGCACUCGGAAACCAUCGAGCACAAAAUUCGAACCUUUACGCACACCUUACGAACUCUUUAAAAAUAUCGCAAGCGUACACAAGUCUAUAAAGGUAAUACCGGCGUACCCGCAGAUUCAGUGUGACAUUCAGAAGCGAGACUUAGCGCUGAGUGUCAUUCCGGUAUGUCAAAAUCCAAUACAAGUUUGACGUACGGAAGUCACGCUCAGCGCUGUCUCGUUUUUGAGUCUUACCCUUAGAGUCGACACUUAGCGUUACACUUCGGUAUUUGAAAUACGUUUUGGAUUUGACGCACGGGAGUUGGCGCUAAGUAUCGACUUUGAAUCUUACAGUGAAUAGUUUAGUAUUGCCAGUUAAUGUCAGAUUGGGUCUUAGAUAAAUUUUAGUGAUGAACGGCAAUGUAAACUAUGAUAUUGGUGAUUUUGGGUAGCGUAAGUGGCCACACCGUUAGAUCAUUGUAGAAUCGCUGCCGCGUUUAGGUAAGUGAAAAUUAAAUGUAUAAAUGGAACGAGUUUGUAUACAAAAUAGUUCCUCUAGUUCGGCUUGUAUGUUUGUUCGUAUAAAUUCUUAAGCGAUUGACUUUAAAUGACAAAUUAUAUGUAGAAUUCAGUACGUUGUAUAUAGUUUUAUUCGUUUGGGUUAAGUUAAUGCAAUAUUUGAAAUUUAUUUUUAAAAAUUUAAUAUUUACAUUCGAUAGUUGUAGCUUUAACGGAGUUUGUCGCGAUUUAGAAUAAUUCCAUUAAUAAUAUUAUAAACGCAACACGGCGACUGAUUUGUAUGAGAAAAUUAAUUUAAAAAAUAUUUUUUGCCGAAUUUCAUACAUUAUUAAUACAAAAUCACUCAAUAGAGUACCGCCAUUUUAGACAUAAACUCAUUUUAGUGUUUAAAAAUUAUAAAUAUUGUUGCUAUAACGAAUAAUUCUGAAUAUCUCAGUGUUACCAGGCUCCGAUAUUGUAAAUAUACUUUAACAUCACAGCUUAUUAUUGGCUUUUAGAUAUUUUUUUUAUUGGCUAGGUUUAGCCGUAUUUUAAGAUUCCUGAUAAAUUUCAUCUAUCCAUCAUGAUUAUAUUUUUGUGAUAGUACAAAUAAGCUAUUGACGGACAGACAGAAGGUAGAUAAUUAUGUAUCAGAAACAGUAUUAAUGGGAACUGAAGCUUUUUGACCUGAAGCGGACUGGGGAAUGUAUUUCUGGAAAAUUUUAUAUUUUUUUUAAUAUUCAUAAUUUUCAUUUAGUAUUGAUUUUUCUCUCUGUUGAUUAUACAAAAGUAUAGAGACAAUAAAAUUAACGAAAUCUUGCCAUAAUUUAUUUCAGGCAUAUAUUCCCGAGGUCGCAAUGAAUGUUUUUUUUUUAAAUUUUGGUUACUCUGUUUAGUUGCUGUAUGUAUUUUGUUAAGUUGUGUAAAAAUACCUAGUUGAUAAUUAAAAUAAAAUUACAAAUUGAUUUGCAUUUUU